UGCUCACAUUAUCUUAAGAAGAAAAAAAAUGGCAAACAAAAGUUGUGAAUCAGUCCUUUUUUUCUUCCUCUUCUUAGUCAUAAGCUUCAAUGCCAUCUCUGUUUCUGCACAAAAGUGUGACAAUAUUACUGGGACUUUCAAACCGAAUAGUCCUUAUGACAAGAACCGCCAACUCAUCCACUCUACUCUCGCUUCUAACGUCACGGCUCAGGCUGGCUACUACUUCAUCGGUUCGAUUGGGAUUUCUCCUGACCAAGUCUACACCAUGGGGAUGUGCGCUCAAGCUGCAGAAAAUGAUGUUUGCGCUCUCUGUAUCAAGACCACAUCAGAGAGUUUAUUACAAAGCUGUCCUAACGAGGCAGAUGCUUUCUUCUGGUCAGGUGAAGAAACCCUUUGCCUUGUUCGCUACUCUAACCGCCCUUUCUCUGGUUUACUCGAUAUGGAGCCACGUGGAGCGAUUUACAAUACAGGAGAACUCAAUACGAAUCUGACUGAGUUUGAUAUCUUGUGGAAAAACUUAACGUCUGGUAUGAUCGCCGGAAUAACUUCUUCUUCAUCAGGCGCUAACAAUUCGUCUAAGUACUACACAUACGCCUUAGCUCCAGUGCCCGAUUUUAAGAACAUAUCAGCAAUGAUGCAAUGCACACCAGACGUUUCUUCAGAGAAUUGUAGCACUUGUUUACGAACAAACGUUGACGACUAUGACAACUGUUGCCGUGGAUACCAAGGCGGCGUUAUAUCACGGCCAAACUGCUUUUUCCGAUGGGAAGUGUAUUCAUUCUCUGGUGCUAUUGAUCAGAUUAAUUUACCAAAGUCACCGCCGCCUUCUCCUACAACUUCUCCUGUAGCCAACUUACCCAAGAAAGAUAGAAGAAUCUCAGGAGGAAGUAUCUCUGGGAUAGUUGUUGUUAUUGUUGUUACGAUAAUAUUGAUUGUUGUAAGCUUGGUUAUUUUCAAGAGAAGAAAGCAAAAACAAGAUAUUGACUUACCAAGUGACUUAAUUAUGGUUUCAAAUGAACCGGAGUCUGUUCAAUAUGAUUUAAAGACUAUUGAAUCCGCGACGAGCAACUUUUCCGAACGUAACAAGCUUGGUAAAGGUGGUUUUGGUGAGGUUUACAAGGGUAUGCUCAUGAAUGGCACUGAAAUUGCGGUAAAGAGAUUGUCGAAAACAUCAGGACAAGGUGAAGUAGAGUUCAAGAAUGAGGUUGUUGUUGUUGCAAAGCUUCAACACAUAAAUCUUGUUAGACUUCUUGGGUUUUCGCUACAAGGAGAAGAGAAGUUACUCGUCUAUGAGUUUGUUUCAAACAAAAGCCUCGAUUAUUUCCUCUUCGACGCUACGAAGCGAAAUCAGUUGGACUGGACAAAGCAACGCAACAUCAUCGGUGGGAUUACUCGAGGGAUUUUAUAUCUUCAUCAAGAUUCACGGCUCAAGAUUAUACAUCGUGAUCUCAAAGCGAGUAACAUUCUCUUAGACUCUGAUAUGAAUCCCAAAAUUUCUGAUUUCGGAAUGGCAAGGAUCUUUGGAAUGGACCAAACUGUAGCCAAUACAGGCAGAGUAGUUGGAACCUUCGGUUACAUGUCUCCCGAGUAUGUGACACAUGGCCAAUUCUCGAUGAAAUCAGACGUCUAUAGCUUUGGAGUAUUGAUUCUUGAGAUCAUAAGUGGCAAAAAGAAUAGCAGCUUCUACCAAAUGGAUGGUUUAGUUAACAAUUUAGUCACAUAUGUCUGGAGGCUAUGGGAGAAUAAGUCAUUGCAUGAGCUUAUAGAUCCCGGCAUCAGAGAUGAUUUUAAAACCGAUGAAGUGAUUAGAUACAUUCAUAUUGGGCUGUUAUGUGUUCAAAAAAAUCCUGCAGAUCGUCCAACAAUGUCUACAAUUCACCAAAUGGUCACAACCAGCUCAAUUACUCUGCCUGUGCCUUUGCCACCUGGAUUUUUCUUUAGGAACGAACAAGGAUUGAACCCAUUAGGCCAGAGAUUGGAGCCGGGUCAAUCGACCAGCAAGUCUUUUGCUUGUUCCGUUGAUGAAGCAACAAUCACUGAUGUUAAUCCUCGUUGAAAAUUCAACAUGUUCUGUAUCUGUUUUUUCUUUUCUUGCUUUCCACAAAGGCUUGUCACUUGAUUUAUGUUCGUAUAUUGAAAAGUGUUUUCUGACGAGGUCA
This is a messenger RNA of Camelina sativa (false flax), 2159 nucleotides long. Lineage: Eukaryota; Viridiplantae; Streptophyta; Magnoliopsida; Brassicales; Brassicaceae. The record is from RefSeq and is a predicted model, not a curated record.